Molecule: messenger RNA, 384 nt
Organism: Agelaius phoeniceus (red-winged blackbird)
Lineage: Eukaryota; Metazoa; Chordata; Aves; Passeriformes; Icteridae
Source: RefSeq, a predicted model, not a curated record
GCAGCCAUGGAUGGGGACGGCGCGUACGAGCCGGGCUUCGUGGGGAUUCGGUUCUGCCAGGAAUGUAACAACAUGCUGUACCCCAAGGAGGACAAGGAGAACCGGAUCCUGCUCUACGCUUGCAGGAACUGUGAUUACCAGCAGGAGGCCGACAACAGCUGCAUCUACGUCAACAAGAUCACACAUGAAGUGGACGAGCUGACCCAGAUCAUCGCUGACGUGUCCCAGGAUCCGACCCUGCCCCGCACCGAGGAUCACCCGUGCCAGAAGUGUGGGCACAAGGAGGCCGUGUUCUUCCAGUCCCACAGCGCCCGUGCUGAGGAUGCCAUGAGGUUGUACUACGUGUGCACGGCCCCGCACUGCGGGCACCGCUGGACGGAGUGA